Messenger RNA from Austrofundulus limnaeus, 3997 nucleotides. It is a transcript of the gene pola1, whose product is annotated as polymerase (DNA directed), alpha 1. Gene Ontology annotation, cellular component: alpha DNA polymerase:primase complex. Gene Ontology annotation, molecular function: single-stranded DNA binding; chromatin binding; nucleotide binding. NCBI's taxonomy places the organism in Eukaryota, Metazoa, Chordata, Actinopteri, Cyprinodontiformes, Rivulidae. The record is from RefSeq and is a predicted model, not a curated record. Gene Ontology annotation, biological process: lagging strand elongation; mitotic DNA replication initiation; DNA replication.
GUGGAGGACCUCGUCAGUGUGUAUGAGGAGGUGGAUGAGGCGCAGUACUCGAAGAUGGUACGAGAGAGACARGAGGAUGACUGGAUCAUUGAUGACGAUGGCACAGGAUAUGUGGAGGACGGGCGAGAAAUCUUUGACGAUGAUUUAGACGACGACGUGGUCGAAAACAAAGGAAAAGGAGGUGCUAAAGGAGGCGAGUCGAAGAAAACUGUCAAGAAAUCUGUCGUAUCCAAACCGAACACCAUCAAGAGUCUCUUCAUGAACAGCAACGUGAAGAGGCCUGCAGAGAAAGAUGUUGAUUUAUCCAAAGAUGACUUGCUGGGAGACAUUUUACAGGAUCUGCAUGCUGAGAAACCACCUCUCCUCGCUCCUCCACCUGUGGUCACUCUAAAGAAGAAGAAGUCCGUGGCAUCACCCAUGAAUCCCUUCUCCAUCAAACCACAGAUUUCAAAGCAGGAGCCGCCUUCAGCUCCACGGUUAAAGGCUAAAGUGAUCCGACCGCCACCUUCAGACCCCACCCCCAAACCGCCGACCCGCCCUCAUCCCUCYGUGUCUGAUCGUCCCGCGGAGGAGCGCCGAUUAAAGCUGGAGGAGCCGAAAGAAGAGGAAGAAAACGACUGCCUGGCCUUGGACGAGGUGAACUUUGAUGAACCGAUGGAGGUUGAACUCGAGGAUAAGCCUGUGGYUGAAGAAGAAGAAGCUGAGCCUGAACCCAAAGCAGUGACUGCGGUUAAAAAGGAGCCGACAGUCAAAGCCAAAGACCCCGUUUUAUUGGUUGGAGGAGCGUGGGGACAAGAGGAGAGCGAAGUGGCUCCUGUGGAGGUGCAGGUGGACUCCAGCCAGCUCCCCCUGGUGGAGGGUGCAGACGGAGAGCAGGUCUUCCGCUUUUAUUGGUUAGACGCUUUUGAAGACCCUUACACUCAACCAGGGUCACGACAUCUUUGGUUUCGACUUGGAAGUUCUUCUGCAGAGGAUCAACGUGUGCAAGGUUCCCCACUGGUCCAAAAUUGGGCGCCUCAGGAGAGCCAACAUGCCUAAAUUAGGGGGUCGUGGAGCCUUUGCAGAGAAGAGUGCAACGUGUGGCCGUCUGGUGUGCGACGUGGAGAUCUCAGCCAAAGAGCUGAUUCGCUGUAAGAGCUAUCACCUGACUGAGCUCGCUGCUCAGGUGCUCAAAGUGGAGCGGGUCACAGUCCCUCAGGAGGACAUCAAAAACCUCUUCAGUCUCGUACUCUGAUGGGCGGCCGCUCAGAGAGGAACGAGUUCCUCUUGCUUCACGCCUUCCACGACAAAAACUACAUCGUCCCCGACAAGCCGUCCUUCAAAAAGAUCCAUCUGGAGACAGCUGAGGGAGAAGAUGACGCAGAUGCAGGAAAAGGAAAGAGGAAGAAGAAGGCGGCGUACGCCGGGGGUCUGGUCCUGGAUCCUAAAGUCGGUUUCUAUGAUAAGUUUGUGCUGCUGCUGGACUUCAACAGCUUGUAUCCCUCCAUCAUCCAGGAGUUCAACAUCUGUUUCACCACUGUUCAGAGGGAGGCUCACAACUCGCAGAGGAGGAAUGAGGAUGAGGAGUCAGAGGAGAUCCCGGAGAUUCCGGAUCCCAACCUAGAAAUGGGAAUCCUGCCCAAAGAGAUCAGGAAGCUGGUGGAGCGACGUAAACAUGUUAAACAGCUCAUGAAGCAACAAGACAUCAACCCGGACCUCUACAUGCAGUAUGACAUCCGUCAGAAGGCCCUGAAGCUGACGGCUAACAGCAUGUACGGCUGCCUGGGAUUCAGCUACAGCCGCUUCUACGCAAAGCCCCUCGCUGCUCUGGUCACACACAAGGGUAGAGAGAUUCUGAUGCACACCAAAGACAUGGUUCAGAAGAUGAAUCUGGAAGUGAUUUAUGGAGAUACCGACUCCAUCAUGAUCAACACCAACAGCAAAUCUCUGGAGGAAGUCUUCAAACUAGGAAACAAGGUUAAAGCAGAAGUAAACAAGCUGUACAAACUGCUUGAGAUCGACAUCGACGGUGUGUUCAAGUCUCUCUUACUGCUGAAGAAAAAGAAAUACGCAGCUCUGGUGGUGGAGCAACAGGGCGAGGGACGAUACAGUGUGAAACAGGAGCUCAAAGGCUUGGACAUCGUCCGCAGGGAUUGGUGUGAUCUGGCCAAGGAAUGUGGCAACUAUGUGAUUGGUCAGAUCUUGUCUGACCAGAGUCGUGACGUCAUCGUGGAGAACAUCCAGAAACACCUGGUGGAGKUGGGAGAGAAGGUAGCCAGUGGAGACAUACCCCUCAGCCAGUAUGAGAUACACAAGUCACUAACAAAAGAUCCUCAGGACUACCCGGACAAGAAGAGUCUCCCUCAUGUCCACGUUGCUCUGUGGAUAAACUCUCAGGGUGGUCACAGGGUCAAGGCCGGAGAUACAAUUUCUUACCUCAUUUGCAAGGAUGGCUCCACAUUGGCAGCCAGUCAGAGAGCCUACGCUCUGGAGCAGCUUCAGAAGCAGGAGGGUCUCAGUGUGGACACGCAGUACUACCUGGCCCAGCAGGUCCACCCUGUAGUUUCUCGCAUCUGUGACCCGAUUGAGGGGAUUGAUAGUGUGCUCAUAGCUACCUGGCUUGGUCUGGACCCGAGUCACUUCAGAUCCCAGCAGCAGUAUCAGAGGGAGGAGGAGGCCGACGCCAUGCUGGGCGGACCAGCUCAGCUCACCGACGAGGAGCGGUACAAAGACUGCGAGAGGUUCACCUUCACGUGUCCUAAGUGUUCCACGGACAACGUCUGUGACAGCGUCUUCCAAGGAGCUGGCUGGUUGGUGUGUGAGGACCAGGCCUGUCAGAACAGAACCAGGCGUUUGCCCAUCGCCUUCUCCCGACACGGACCCAUCUGCCCUACCUGCCGCAGAUCCACUCUCAGACCCGAGUACUCGGAGAAGGCCCUGUACAACCAGCUGUGCUUCUACAGGUUCAUCUUUGACUGGGAACAUGCAGUAACCAAAGUGCUAACAACGGAUGAAAGAAAAAUCGUGAACCGUAUGAAUGACGUGAAGGAGGCRUAUCAGAAGCUAAAAGACGUGCCGGACAAAGCGUUGGCCACCAGCAGCUACUCGGACGUUGACCUGGCCAAACUCUUCCAAGCCUUCGCCUCCCUCAAAUAAAACCCUCUCACCUCCGCCGGACAGGAACCUGCCGCUCAGACGUUUGACGACGCCGCAGCCACACCUGUUUCUGGUUUGCAAAUAACCGCGUGAUUACCGAUCGAAGUUUUUAAGGCCUAACUGGCAGCUUGUAUUCCUUAAAACACCAAUCAGACCUUCCCCUGGUCCUUUUCUCCUCGCACACACUCACACUCRUGGCUUGACCCCACCGCCCCGACUCUGUAUGGUGAAGGCGAGCGGCAAUCAUACCUAAAUGACGGUCUAUUGUAUGUGCAGAGGCUGGAUGAGCCCAGAUGUGUGCGUGCGCGCUCGCGUGUGUGUAAAAAAUGGCUUGUCCUCAGAGCAGCUGGUGUACUCCAGAGGCAGCUAAUUAGCCAAUGAUAGUGACCCCAGCCUCCAUAAGACCACUGGAUGCCUGCGGCGAUCGGACACUUGUUCUGAUUACCGCCAUUCAUCCCGUGUGUGAGUGUUACGAGUGUGUGUCGGAUCAGAGGAGGGAGGAAGAGGGGAAAAAAAGGGAAAAAAGAGGGAGAGAGGAGUAUGCAGGGAGUGGUGGGGUGAGGAAGGCCACACGCGCUGCUCCUUCUCUCUUUUGUCCCAGUAUCGAACGUCUGAUCCGCUGCCCCUCCCCUCCGUUUAACUCGUGUCAGCUCGUCGCCCUGAUCUGGACAGAUUUCAAAAUAAUGUCUUGUUUUUUUUUUUAAUGUUUUAUUCUUUUUGUUCCACUUAAUCCGAAUAUUUGUUAUUGAUGUUUUGAUACUAAAACUUUAAUAAAAAAAAUGUAUAAAAUGGUACAGUAGCCAGUUUUUGUAGGAUGGAUGUUAUAAAAAAAUAUUAAAAUUAAAUUUCUGAUGAAUAGUAA